GAGUCUGGCAGGAGUGCAAUAUUAACCGAGCCCAGAACAAGAGAAAGUUUUCAACCAUGUCUAACGGAGUUUGCGUGGAAGAAACGGACAAAGCUUCUGUUUGGGACUUUGUAGAGUCGUCUCAGAGGUCACAGUGCAGUUGCUCAAGGCUUAAGAACCAGAAACAGCGGGCAUGUAGCACCCCAGGGCAUCCUCCAUCUGCUGGCCAGCCUCCUCAGCCCUCUACCAAACACAAGAUGGCAGAGAAGCUGGAGAAAGGAGACAAGCAGCAGAAGAGGCCCCAGACACCCUUCCACCACCGCAGCUCUCUGUGUGAAGAGCAGCCCAACGUGGAGCAGGGAGAUGCUGUUCACAGGCUGUGUCUGCAGGGCCACGAGGACAGCCGCUACCCCAGCCUCCAUCAUGCCGAUGUCACCUCCAGCAAGACCCCAAUGAUGCACGGUUCAACUGAUGAGAUGGCCGGCUCCCCUCAGCCCCCGCCGCUCAGCCCGCACCCUUGUGAGCGUGUAGAGGUGACGGCCAACGGCCUAAAGACUUCCUCCUCGCCCUUGCACCAACACUUCUACCCUCCUUCCUCUGAGCCCUGCCUGGUGCCCCAGAAACCCCCUGAUGAUUCUCCUCUAGACCCAUUGCCCUUACCCUGCCCACCUCCAUACCCAGAGUCCCUAGAAGCCACCGUAUAUGUUGGCUCCGCCGUAAACCCCAACGAGGACACAACACAUAACCCCUGGAGGUACUUUAGGGUGCCUGGUGGCAAGAAUGCGAAUUUCCACACACCUCAGCUUCCUGUGGUCAUGCUUUUUGAGGAUGGUAACAGGGCCGGAGGCCAGGAUGGUGUUGUGUCAGUUACAGAGUUUAUGUCCUCCUCCAAAAGGCCUCUGAAAGUGUCGGAAGACCUGGUGAAGAUGUACGAGCAAAAGAAAAACCAGCAUCUCUCUGCAGCUGUGUGCGAUGGAGACCAGGAACGUGAAUCUGAUCCUUAUGCUUUUGAGGAAGGAGAUGAGGAGUUUACUUUCUCUGAUAAAGACAAAAAGCCUGGAGCCGAGAGGGAGACCGGGAAGAAAAAUAAGAGGGAUGAUGGCAGUGUGUCAUCUUCUGAUGAUGCCCAGGGGUCAGGUGGCAGUAAACCACUUCCUACCACCAGCUUGAUUCAUGAGACAGAUCUGGUCGUGUCCAUUAAUGACCUGGACAACCUCUUUAACUCUGACGAGGAUGACCUGACGCCUGGAUCCAGGAGAGCUGCUGGUGGAGCAGAGGAAAAAAUUGACUCUGCAGACCUGCACCAGAUGUUCCCAACCCCUCCGUCACUGGAGCAGCACAUCAUCAUGGGCUACUCUCCUAUAAACAUGGGCAAUACGGAAUCAGCAGCUGGCCUUUCUCUCCUGGAUGGGGCCAUCAGCGGGAACUUCAAGAUGGAGGUGGAGGAGGGUUUCUGCAGCCCCAAACCCUCAGAGAUUAAGGACUUCUCCUACGUGUUUAAACCAGAGUCCUGCCAAGCGCUUGUCGGCUGCUCCCUUUACGCCCCUCUGAAGAUGCUGCCCAGCCAGUGUCUGCUUCCCAUCAAGCUUCCAGAAGAGUGUGUGUACCGGCCCAGCUGGACAGUCGGCAAACUGGAGAUGCUGCAGCCGAUGGCAGCCAUGACCUUCCUCAAUAAGGACAGUAACAUCCCUAGUGUAGGAAGUGCAGCUGAGCAGGACCAGAGCUGCACCCCUCAGACACACAACACCUUUAUGUCUAACAGCGCCCCUCCCAGCAACAGCGGCGCUGGCAUCCUGCCCUCCCCUGCCACCCCUCGAAUCUCUGCCCCGACGCCACGGACACCCCGGACCCCACGCACCCCCAGAGGCCCUGCCAGCGUCCAAGGCUCGCUGAAAUACGAGAACUCCGACCUCUACUCUCCUGCCUCUACGCCCUCCACCUGCAGACCUUUAAAUUCGGUAGAGCCGGCCACCGAGCCUUCCAUCCCAGAAGCUCACAGCCUAUACGUCACCCUCAUCCUCUCCGAGUCGGUCAUGAACCUCUUUAAGGACUGCAACUUUGACAGCUGUUGCAUCUGCGUCUGCAACAUGGACAUUACGGGGGCGGAUGUGGGCGUCUACAUCAGCGAUCCCAACAUGGAUUCGCAGUACUCAAGCAUGGACCCCUGCUCCUGCGGUUUUAGCGCUGUCAUGAACCGUCGCUAUGGCAACGGGGCCGGCCUCUUUCUGGAGGACGAGAUGGACAUCAUGGGGCGGGGUUCAGAUGCCGGACGGGAGACUGAGAAGCACUUUGAGGCUGUACGCACAGCCUCCGUUCAGAGAGGGGCAGCCCUUAAAGAGCAGGUCCCGGAUGAUCUAAUCCUUCUGCUGCAGGAUCUGUGCACUAACCCCUUCUCCCCAAUCAUCAGGCCAGAACAUCCCAGCACCAGUCUCAAGCCCCCCAUGCGCCUGGAGGAGAGGGACUAUUACAGUGACUGCUACUUGGCUCUGGAGCACGGCAGACAGUUCAUGGACAACAUGUCAGGAGGAAAAGUCGAUGAGACACUGGUCAAGAGCUCUUCUUUACACCACUGGGCCAAACGCAACGCUUUCGAUAUGAACAUGCUGUUCUCCCAGGACGUGCUGAGGAUGCUGCUGUCACUGCAGCCUGUCCUGCAGGACACCAUCCAGAAGAAGAGGUCUGUGCGCUCUUGGGGAGUCCAGGGCCCCCUCACCUGGCAGCAAUUCCACAAGAUGGCUGGCAGGGGAUCGUACGGCACAGAUGAAUCUCCAGAGCCCCUCCCCAUCCCCACCUUACUGGUGGGUAAUGAGUAUGACUUCGUGGUGUUGUCUCCUUUUGCUCUGCCGUACUGGGAGAAGCUUCUGUUGGACCCCUACAGCUCUCAGAGGGAUAUCGGAUACAUGGUGGUGUGUCCUGACAACGAAGCCCUGCUUAAUGGAGCCAGAACUUUCUUCAGAGAUUUGACAGCUGUAUAUGAGUCCUGUCGGCUUGGUCAGCACAGGCCCAUCGCCAAGUCUCACGCUGAUGGCAUUGUGACGGUGAGCGAUACUGAAUCCAAAGCUCUCACAGACCAGACUCUCACUGACUGGCUCCCAAAAACCAUCAACAGCAGCAGCGAGGUGUUUAACAAGCUCAAACUCUACGCACAAGUGUGCUGUCACGACUUGGCGUCCAUUCUAGCAUCCCAGUCUUUGGACAGCUCACUGCUUUCCCAGCGAAACCCAACCAGCUCUACACAAACUUCCAGCUCUGGCAGCCCCGUAACGGCCGCUCAGAACGCCACCCCAUCCACCAACAGCACCUCCAACACUAACACCACUACCACCACCACCACAACCACCACCACUUCCUCCUGCUCUCAGGGCAUAGGCACCAUGCCGUCUUCCAAGCCCAACUCACUGCCUCCUUUUGGGGGCUUGCAGUCCAGCCAGCCGAGUGGUGGUCAGAGUGCAGGGACUCUGGGGGAUGGCACAUCAGCCACCAGCCAACCUCAGGUCCAGUCUGAGCCUGCAGAGAGCACAAUGGAGAGAGAGAAGGUGGGGGUGCCGACUGACGGAGACUCCCAUGCUGUCACCUAUCCUCCCGCUAUAGUGAUCUACAUCGUAAACCCGUUCAGCUAUGAGGAGACAGGCCAAGGCGGCAAUUCUAGUGUGUGGACGAUGGGUCUUCUUCGCUGUUAUCUAGAAAUGCUUCAGUCUCUUCCCCCUCACAUCAGGAAUGCCGUAUAUGUCCAAAUUAUACCCAGCCAGUACUUACUGCAGCCGGUCUGGAGUGAGGAGCGCCAUAUAUACGCACAGCACCUGAAGUCUCUGGCUUUCUCAGUUUACACUCAGUGCAGACGGCGUCUGCCAACCUCCACUAAUGUCAAAACGCUAACAGGCUUCGGCCCCGGCCUGGCCAUUGACACUGCACUACAGAGCAAAGAGAGACCAGAGUGUUUACAUCUCUACGCACCGCCGUUCGUCCUGGCACCAGUGAAGGACAAGCAGACAGAGCUGGGUGAGACUUUCGGAGAGGCUGCCCAGAAAUACAACGUGCUGUUUGUGGCCUACUGCCUGUCACAUGACCAGAGGUGGCUCCUGGCUUCAUGCACAGACCAGUACGGAGAGCUGCUGGAAACCUGCGUCAUCAGCAUCGACGUACCCAACCGAGCUCGGAGGAAAAAGGGCUCUGCACGACGACAGGGCCUUCAGAAGCUUUGGGAAUGGUGCCUGGGCCUCGUACAGAUGACCUCACUUCCUUGGCGCAUUGUGAUUGGCCGGCUCGGAAGGAUCGGUCACGGGGAGUUACGUGAUUGGAGUAUUAUGUUGAGUAGGCGAAACUUGCAGUCUCUCAGCAGACGACUGAAGGAAAUGUGUAGGAUGUGCGGCAUCUCUGCCGCGGACAGUCCUAGCAUCCUCAGUACCUGUCUAGUCGCCAUGGAACCACAGGCUUCCUUUGUCAUCAUGCCAGACUCAGUGUCCACGGGCUCCGUGUUUGGCCGCAGCACGACCCUGAACAUGCAGUCGCAGUUAAACACUCCUCAGGACACCUCCUGCACUCACAUCCUCGUGUUCCCCACUUCUGCUGGCCUCCAGGCUUUUAAUCCCAACAACGAUGUCACAGAUGGCAUGGGUGGCAUGGAUGGGAUCUUAGACCUGCUGGCAGAGAAUGACCUGGUUGAUCCUGAUCUCAUUAACAUCUUACCCAACUCUCCCACCACCUCCCCAGUACAGUCGCCAGGCUCACAUUACCACCACGGAGGAGACGGCAGCAAGGGCCAGAGCACAGACAGGAUGGAGUCUCACGACGAGUCUCCUAACAUCCUCCAGCAGCCCAUGGCUCUGGGCUACUUUGUGUCCACGGCUAAAGCCGGCCCACUGCCUGACUGGUUCUGGUCAUCCUGCCCACAGGCAAAGAACCAAUGUCCUCUCUUCCUGAAGGCUUCUCUGCACCUUAAUGUUUCGUCAGUGCAGUCAGAUGAGUUGCUGCACAGUAAACACUCUCACCCUCUGGAUUCCAGCCAUACCUCAGAUGUGCUCAGAUUUGUGCUGGAACAGUACAACGCCCUGUCAUGGCUGACCUGUGACCCAGCGACUCAGGACCGCCGCUCUUGUCUGCCCGUGCACUUUGUUGUGCUCAACCAAAUGCACAACUUCAUAAUGAACAUGCUCUAACAAAUGAGGGGUUCUGCACAAGCGUUGCCAUGAUUUCUCACAGCAGACCCUGCAGAGACACAGCAUCACUGCACUGCCGCCGCAGGCUGGACAAAGCCACUUCAAUCAGACAGCGCACUUACUGCGAUGCCAGGCUGCCCAGUUCAUGCCAAGUGUUCAUCUCACAGCAACUGGAGGCAAAGGAACUAGUCCAUCUCAAUGAACUCAAAGUCCUGAUAAUGGCCUGAAAGUGCAGUUUGGGUCAGGUUUUAUCCAGUUGAAAUGCCUGCAUAUAUCUUAUUUAUUGUACGUUUUUAAAUGUGUAAUUUCUUAAUCUUUUAUAUUAUAUAAAGGCAGGAAGCUGCAUAUUGCCGCCUUAAAUGAAUUGAAAAUGGUUUGUCAUGUAUGUAAUUGUCUUAAUUACAGAACCGACAAGUGAAUUUGCUGUAGGUGGCUUUUAGAGGAAUAUUUAGAGAAAUAUUUUCUCCACAAUUUUUACUGUCACAGUGUACAGACGAAGUAUACAGGAGCUCGCGUUCUUACCUUUGUGUGGUGGGGACUUUAAGAUAGUCUGUAGCUACAGAAUUCCUGUACAGCAAUUUAAUGUGUUCAAAUAAGAGGACAAGAGGAACAUUGUCGGAUUAUAUAUUUUAUAUCACAGAUUUAGAGAAUUGUGUGUGUGUAUAUAAAUGUGUACAUACAAUUGUGUGCCGCUAUGGAUGGUGCAGCCAAUGUUUUAGGAAUAAAGUGUGUAAAACCUGAAA
This is a messenger RNA of Sinocyclocheilus grahami, 5878 nucleotides long. RefSeq names its product mediator of RNA polymerase II transcription subunit 13-like. Lineage: Eukaryota; Metazoa; Chordata; Actinopteri; Cypriniformes; Cyprinidae. The transcript has 24 exons. Gene Ontology annotation, biological process: positive regulation of transcription by RNA polymerase II. The coding region runs from base 57 to 5135 and encodes 1692 amino acids. Gene Ontology annotation, cellular component: mediator complex. The record is from RefSeq and is a predicted model, not a curated record. Gene Ontology annotation, molecular function: transcription coactivator activity.